AUGCAGGGGGACGACCUCGUCGGCAUGGCCUCGGGUGUCCCGCACCAGGACGACCCUACAGUCGCCGAGCUCAUUUCAAUGUGGGUUGCACCGCCCGCCCGCGGGAGCAGCCUCGCCCGCCGGCUGAUCGACACCGUCGCCUCCGCCAUGGCCGAGCACGGCGCUGAGCGGCUCGAGCUGUCCGUCAAGCCGAACAACCACCGCGCCCGAUGUGCCUACCUGCGGGCAGGCUUCACCGUGACAGACGCCCCCGGCGACCUGCUCCCCGACGGCCGCCACGAGCUUGUGAUGCAUCGCAGCCUCGUUGCCGAGCGAACAAACAACCAAGGGGCCGUGCAGGGUCGGGACGGUCAACAUUGA
Sporisorium graminicola is the source of this 360-nucleotide messenger RNA. RefSeq lists its product as uncharacterized. Gene Ontology annotation, molecular function: acyltransferase activity, transferring groups other than amino-acyl groups. Lineage: Eukaryota; Fungi; Basidiomycota; Ustilaginomycetes; Ustilaginales; Ustilaginaceae. The transcript has a single exon. The record is from RefSeq and is a predicted model, not a curated record. Bases 1 to 360 code for a protein of 119 amino acids.